AUGUCAAUAUGGCUGAAUCAAUCAUCUACAGAUGACUUCAUCCUCUUGGGCAUCUUCUCCCAUAGCCAGGCUGACCUUGUCCUCUUCUCAGCGGUCAUGGUAGUCUUCACAGUCGCCGUCUGUGGGAAUGUCCUCCUCAUCUUUCUCAUCUACACUGAUUCUCGACUUCACACCCCCAUGUACUUCUUCCUCAGUCAGCUCUCCUUCAUGGACCUCACAUUGGUCUGUAACAUUAUACCCAAGAUGGCCACCAACUUCCUGACAGGCAGGAAGUCCAUCUCCUUUGUGGGCUGUGGCAUCCAAAAUGGCUUUUAUGUGUCUCUGGUGGGGUCUGAAGGACUCCUGCUGGGACUCAUGGCUUAUGAUCGCUAUGUGGCCAUCAGCCACCCGCUUCACUACCCCAUCCUCAUGAGCCACAAGGUCUGCCUCCAGAUUGCUGGGAGCUCCUGGGCCUUCGGGGUUGUCGAUGGAAUGGUCCAAAUGGUGGUGGUCAUGACCUUUCCCUACUGUGGCCUGAGGGACGUGGACCACUUUUUCUGUGAGUCGCUGUCCUUAUUGAAGCUGGUCUGUAUCGAUACUUCGAUUUUCGAGAACGUGAUAUUUGCUUGCUGUGUCUUAAUGCUUUUUAUUCCUUUCUCCAUCAUUGUGACCUCCUACAUAGGCAUCCUAAAGGCAGUGCUCCGUAUGCGCUCGGCCCAGGCCGGUAAAAAAGCUCUGGCCACCUGUUCCUCCCACCUCACAGCUGUCUUCCUCUUCUAUGGGGCCGCCAUGUACAUCUACCUGAGGCCUAGGCGCUACCAUGCCCCACGCCCUGACAAAGUGGUGUCUCUCUUCUACACGGUCCUCACCCCGAUGCUCAACCCCCUCAUUUACAGCCUGAGGAACAGGGAGGUAAUGGGGGCCCUGAGGAAGGGGCUAGAACGUUGCAAAAUUGGCCAUCAAUAUUGA
Messenger RNA from Suncus etruscus (white-toothed pygmy shrew), 948 nucleotides. RefSeq names its product olfactory receptor 56-like. NCBI's taxonomy places the organism in Eukaryota, Metazoa, Chordata, Mammalia, Eulipotyphla, Soricidae. Gene Ontology annotation, biological process: G protein-coupled receptor signaling pathway. Bases 1 to 948 code for a protein of 315 amino acids. The record is from RefSeq and is a predicted model, not a curated record. Gene Ontology annotation, molecular function: G protein-coupled receptor activity; olfactory receptor activity. Gene Ontology annotation, cellular component: membrane. The transcript has a single exon.